Molecule: messenger RNA, 1626 nt
Organism: Hevea brasiliensis (rubber tree)
Lineage: Eukaryota; Viridiplantae; Streptophyta; Magnoliopsida; Malpighiales; Euphorbiaceae
Product: extradiol ring-cleavage dioxygenase
Exons: 4
Coding region: 79-906 (275 amino acids)
Molecular function (GO): zinc ion binding; ferrous iron binding; oxidoreductase activity, acting on single donors with incorporation of molecular oxygen
Source: RefSeq, a predicted model, not a curated record
AUUUGAUAUAUAAAAAAAAAAGUCAGCACGGUUUGUGACUUGUGAAUUGGUUUUCUUUUGGUUGCAAAAUAUUGGAAAAUGGCUGUCACGGAGACUUUUUUCUUAUCGCAUGGAUCGCCGUUGAUGGCAAUAGACGAGAGCAUACCGGCAAGGCAUUUCUUCCAAUCCUGGCGGCACGAUACAUAUAAAGACAGGCCAAAGGCCAUUCUAAUCAUUUCCGGCCACUGGGAUACCCGUGAGCCCGCCGUUAACGUCGUUGACCUCAACGACACCAUCUACGACUUCUAUGGCUUCCCCGACGCCAUGUAUAAGCUCAAGUAUACGCCGCCUGGAGCUCCGGAGUUGGCGAAGAGGGUGAAACAAGUGCUCAUGGCAUCUGGGUUUAAGCGUGUUGAUGAGGAUAAAAAACGGGGGCUUGACCAUGGUGCAUGGGUUCCGCUGAUGUUCAUGUAUCCGGAGGCUGAUAUCCCAGUUUGCCAGCUCUCUAUUCAGUCGGAUAAAGAUGGCACCUACCAUUAUAACAUGGGCAGGGCGUUAGCCCCUCUCAAGGAGGAAGGCAUUCUCAUAAUUGGUUCUGGAUCCACCACUCACAACUUGAGGGCCAUUAAACCCAGUGGCUCUUCCUCUCCUCCUUGGGCAUUAGAGUUUGAUUCCUGGCUUAAAGAUGCUCUUCUUCAAGGAAGAUACAACGAUGUGAAUGACUUUUAUGUGAAGGCACCGCACGCAAAAAUGGCUCAUCCUUGGCCAGACCACUUUUACCCAUUGCAUGUGGCCAUGGGUGCUGCAGGCGAAAAUGCCAAGGCCAAGCUUGUGCACCACAGCUGGAGCAAUGAUUUUCCUACUAAAGAUUUGACUGCCAAUCAGUGGGGGUAUUCCCUCUCAUAUUUCUCAACUUUACCUGCGUGAAGAAAAUAUUUUCAGUGGCCAUAUCCCUCAUGUCAUAUGAUCUCACGGGCUGGAUUCCUCCAUCGAUAACUUGGAGAGCCUAUUACAUAUCUGAAGACAAGUUUCCAGGAUCUCUUACCUUAAACAGUUGGAUCGUGGAUCAUUCUAACAGAUAUGGUGUCAUCAAAAUAAUGAUCUCACCAGUAAAAUUCCUAUUUCUGCAGGAAGCUUGACAACCUAUCAAUACUUUGCUUAUGUUGAAAUAAGCUAAAGGGUUUCAUUAGGAGUUGGUUUGGUGAGAAAUCUUACCAGACCAAUACAGGUUGUCACAUAAUCAUGAUGGGUACAAUCCCCAUCUCAAUUCCUAGUGGUCUUUCUAUUUCAAUUUUGUGUCAAGGUCUUCAAUCAAUGCUUCACUUUCAUUUUUCUGAUGCUUCUGGAAACAUGCUUCCUUUAAGAGCUGAAAAUGAUGAGAGAAGUAGAAAGUUUUUGCUAGAUGAAUUAAUGGAGCGAGAAUUGUCUAUAGAAAUGGGUAGAACAACUAUGCAGAAUUACAUGUAUACUACAAUAAGUUUGAAAGCAAAGCCUAAGAAGCAAUUAGGUAUCGUUUAAGGCUAACUAAAGGCUCACUUUUGUUUAUUUCCUGCCUUGCAAGUAACAUAUAUGUACCUUAUCUAUGAAGCCCAUGUAUGUUCCUUUGUGCUAUGCUUGGCUUUGCAUUAUUAUAGUUUCUGAGAUUAA